Messenger RNA from Penicillium antarcticum, 1590 nucleotides. Its product is annotated as Atg14 domain-containing protein. The transcript has 2 exons. The coding region runs from base 1 to 1590 and encodes 529 amino acids. Gene Ontology annotation, cellular component: lytic vacuole; endosome. Gene Ontology annotation, molecular function: SNARE binding. Gene Ontology annotation, biological process: SNARE complex assembly. The record is from RefSeq and is a predicted model, not a curated record. NCBI's taxonomy places the organism in Eukaryota, Fungi, Ascomycota, Eurotiomycetes, Eurotiales, Aspergillaceae.
AUGAGCUGUUCUAUAUGCUCCUGUGCGCCUCACUCCCGCCUUGCCCUUCACUGCCCGACAUGUGCCCGCAACCAGCUUUAUCGGCUUCGGAUUGAAACCACACAAGUCCUUCUGGAGAAUGAAGCCCUUGGACGGCAAAUUGAGACUGUUGUCACAUCUGCUGGCUCUCCUGAUCAAGUCGAAAGCCAACAAGAGUCUCCGAAUACGGAUAAUAAAGGAUCUCCCCGAUGGGACCUCCAGACGAUAAGCAGCCGGCAUAGCGAGUCUUUGGCAAAGAGGGAGCUUCUUUCACAUCAGAUCGAAUCUUUGAAAUCAGAAGUUAGAGCCAAGAAUAAUGAGAUAUCUGAACGCAAAGAACUUCUGGCCCGCAGGCGCUCGGAUGCGGAGUCUGCAAAGUACCAACUUGAAGAUCGCGAAAACGCAAUCGUUGCCGGUAUACAGAACACCAGUAAAAGAACGGAGCAUGUCUGGCACUCGCUUCAUAGCAGAACUGCUGAGUCCCGUAUCUAUCUAUGCCGGGAGGUUGCCAAUCUUUACGGGCUGAGGAAGACCGCGAUAAAGGGCCAGGCCCAGGAGAUUUAUGUGUUGGGAGGUGGCUCUGUCAUCGACUUGAGAGAUAUGAAUGGUGUCCCGCCAGAACAGAUCUCUACAUCCUUCUCAAACAUCGCUCACCUUGUUAUUAUUGUCUCUCAUUAUCUCUCAUUGAGACUCCCCGCCGAAAUCACAUUGCCUCAUAAAAACUACCCUGCGCCUACGAUAUUCACCCCUUCAUCAUCAUAUCGCUCUCAUGACACCCACGAUGGAGCAAAUAUCCAGACAUCCUCAAGUCCCGCAGCGUCUAGAACGAUGGAUCCACGCGCCCAUACCCCACGUCCGCGGCCCCUUUUCGUCGACAAAUCACUACCCCGAUUAGCGAAGGAAGACCCAGCAACAUAUGCCCUGUUUCUAGAAGGGUCCACUCUCCUGGCUUGGAAUGUUGCGUGGCUUUGUCGAACUCAAGGGAUCAAUGUGCAGUCAGACUCAUGGGAAGAAGUGUGCAAUAUUGGCAAAAACUUAUGGCAAUUGCUUGUUGCUCCACCAGCUCAUCCCUCAACCCUGAUGCGAGCUUUUGCUGGCCGAGAUACACAAGCACAGAUGAAAUCGGCCAGAGACUCGCCCAAGACAACCAUUCAAAGGACAAAAUCAUUUCCCAUGUUGGGUCAUUACUCCCAUGGCACGGCGCAUUCAUUCUUAGGAGCAUCAGAAGGAGUGGACUUCAUGCGCAUGUGGAAGCUACCGACCCCUACCAAGAUUGUAGACAAACUCAAGUCCAAUCUUCUUGGGGAGAUGGCAAGUGCAGAGUGGGAAUUGCUCGAGGAAAAAGAAUGGGACGAUGCAGUGGCGGAAUCCCACCAACCAUCUCUCCCACACAACCUUAACACCCUUGCUCCUGACUCCCAAUCGGGGAUUAGAGCUGAGACGAGUGACGCAAAGUCCACUGCAAGUUCAAAACCACGAUCUGGCUCUGCGAGAAACCAAGGCAACGAAGACCCCCCAAGCUCCCCACGACCUAGAGGUACCAAAGGCUGGACCAAAGUGGGCAGUAGAUGA